GUAACCCAACGUAUGUGAAGCCAAAACCCUAACCCCUGAAUCUCUCUCCAUCGCAGUGGUUUCCUCAUUUUCAUCGACCGAUCGAAUCCGAUGGCUUUCUUCUCCACUGUAAGGCGCGUUCUUAAUGGAUCUUCUUCUUCCUCCAUUCUCCGAUCCCAGUGGACUGCCGUUCGUCUCAGCUCAACUCUCACAUCCCCAAGGCUCUUCAUCAGUGGUCUUUCAAGAUUAACAACAGAUGAGAAACUGCAGGAAGCAUUCUCUUCCUUUGGUCAGCUUGUAGAAGCGAAGGUUAUAACCGAUAGGGUGACGGGAAGAUCGAAGGGCUUCGGCUUUGUAUCCUACAACACAAUUGAAGAGGCUGAGAAAGCUAGAGAAGAAAUGAAUGCCAAGUUUUUGGAUGGGUGGGUUAUUUUUGUUGAUCCUGCCAAACCCAGGGAGCCCAGGGAGCCUAGGCCUCCUCCACAGCCUCAACCUGAGACCUCUGAAUUCGGUAUCAGAACAAACAAGACAAUUGGUUGGUGUGGAUGAUUGCUUGCAAAAUUUAUGAAAUCUCAUAGCAUUUGGUCGUUUUUUCCAAUAGCAUAUGGUUGAAUUUGAUGUAUGGCCAUCAUCCAUGGGUACUAUAGAUAAAAUUCAUGAGACAGCACUCUCAAGGGAGCCUCAAAACUGCCAGAAAGAGGGUAUUUUGGCCUUGGGGUACUUGUUAUAAGUAUGGAUUUGGAUCCAGAAAAGUAUUUAUUGACCUAGGUUUAUUAUUCAUACUUUAAUUUUUAACUUAUACGUAUUUUGUUAUAGUUUUAUAUUUAAUUAUUCUAUUUUGCUCUCUAAUUUUCUGUGGAAAAUGAGAACCUAUUUUGGUAUUUUUGUUUAUAUCUUAGACUAAUAUUCGAAUGUAAUAUCACACCAAUGACUAAAUCAA
Benincasa hispida (wax gourd) is the source of this 919-nucleotide messenger RNA. Its product is annotated as RNA-binding (RRM/RBD/RNP motifs) family protein. The record is from RefSeq and is a predicted model, not a curated record. Gene Ontology annotation, molecular function: RNA binding. Lineage: Eukaryota; Viridiplantae; Streptophyta; Magnoliopsida; Cucurbitales; Cucurbitaceae.